Fusarium fujikuroi IMI 58289 is the source of this 981-nucleotide messenger RNA. RefSeq lists its product as uncharacterized. The record is from RefSeq and is a predicted model, not a curated record. Lineage: Eukaryota; Fungi; Ascomycota; Sordariomycetes; Hypocreales; Nectriaceae.
AUGUAUAUUGCUACAAGGCAAACACCUACCUUAAGGAACUCAGAGAGCUGGCUGAAAAUUGAUAAAUUCUACAUAUGUCCUAAACUAUCUUUCCUCCUUCGACCAACGUCAGCAUCAUCAUCAUCAUCAGCAUCAAGAUCAAGAUCAAGAUCAAGAUCAUCGUGGUUAUCAUCCCAACUUUCGUUAUCCCCAUAUUGGCUAAAGCAUUCCAUCUUUAUUCCUUUGAGUUUUCCCUCACUUUUCGAGACCUCGACAAUCGGCGAACCCGUCAUGAGCAACUGCCCCCUCUGUGAUCCAUCCGGGUCUAUAGCGGGAUUGAUCGGGCCUCAAUUCUGCGCCGCCGGAUCAAGACCGGCAUCAUCUCCUUUGAACCCUCGAGCUCCAGUAUAUCAGCCCCCAGCUUCCUCCACAAGGGUUGUCUCUUUGCCUCGGCCGUCAGAAGGUGGCCCAGGCUCUGGGUCAAGCACACGACCUCCAGAGGGGGGACACGCAUCUGAAGAGAUACAUCCCCCAGAAGAGGAACACGCAUCUGACGAAACACAGUCUACAGGGGAGAGCCAUGGAUCUGAAGAGAGAUAUGCAUCUCAAGAAACACAGUCCCCCAGAAAGAGACACGCAUCUGAAGACACAGGGUGUCCAAAAAAGAGGCAGUCACUUUCCCCGCCCCUUCAAAAGAUUACUUCGCGUGGAGGCAGCAGUUCUCCUGAACCAGCACACUCGGUCCGAGGAGGCACCUCAGCACCGGUGGCGGCUCCAACACCCGAUGUUGUCGCACGACCUCCUGUGGACGAAGAGAUCCACGAGAUCCACGAGACCCCCAAAAUCCAGUCUCAUGAUCCAGCCCCCCCUUUAGACCAGGAUCAGGAGAAGAAGCCGGACAGGAAACCAGGGCCGACUUGGGCAAAUGUUGCUCAAAUCACCAAAAAGCAAACAAACCAGUCCCACCUGAAAAUAGACGUGCGACCUGCGAAACCAAAGUAG